Populus trichocarpa (black cottonwood) is the source of this 1807-nucleotide messenger RNA. RefSeq names its product AP-1 complex subunit mu-2-like. The record is from RefSeq and is a predicted model, not a curated record. The transcript is spliced from 11 exons. Gene Ontology annotation, biological process: vesicle-mediated transport; intracellular protein transport. Bases 277 to 1563 code for a protein of 428 amino acids. Gene Ontology annotation, cellular component: cytoplasmic vesicle; clathrin adaptor complex. Lineage: Eukaryota; Viridiplantae; Streptophyta; Magnoliopsida; Malpighiales; Salicaceae.
UUUUUUGAUUUUGCUGAAUUUUCUAGGUUCAAAUAUAAAAACGAAAACACAUUCAGUCAGCUGUCAAGAAUCCUCGCCAAUCAGAAAUAAUAAAUUAAAUUUAAAAAACAGGGAAGAAGGAGAUGGCGAUGAUUCAAGUUAUUAAAGUGAAAUUAAAUUAAAUUUUGCUGCAAUUCCGUUGUCAUCGUCCAUCGACCAUCAUCAUCAUCAUCAUCAGUUUCCAAUUAAUUAAGCAGCAUCACCAUCGGUUCUCAUCUGAUCUGAUCUGAUCUAGUAAUGGCUGGGGCAGCGUCCGCGCUGUUUCUAUUAGAUAUAAAGGGGCGCGUUCUGGUGUGGCGCGACUACCGUGGCGAUGUCUCUGCUGUCCAGGCCGAGCGCUUCUUCACCAAGUUCAUCGAGAAGGAGGGAGAUCCGCAAUCUCAAGAUCCAGUGGUGUAUGAUAAUGGAGUCUCUUACAUGUUCAUACAACACAGCAAUGUUUAUCUAAUGGCCGCAUCAAGGCAGAAUUGUAAUGCUGCCAGUCUCAUCUCCUUCCUCCACCGCGUUGUUGAUGUUUUUAAGCAUUAUUUUGAAGAAUUAGAAGAAGAAUCACUUAGGGAUAACUUUGUGGUAGUGUAUGAGUUACUUGAUGAAAUGAUGGACUUCGGUUACCCUCAGUACACCGAAGCAAAAAUUCUUAGCGAAUUUAUCAAGACGGAUGCCUACAGGAUGGAAACUUCACAGAGGCCUCCCAUGGCUGUCACUAAUGCAGUGUCUUGGCGCAGCGAAGGGAUAAAUUACAAGAAGAACGAGGUUUUCUUGGAUGUGGUUGAGAGUGUCAAUAUACUUGUCAACACCAAUGGGCAAGUCAUUAGGUCCGAUGUUGUUGGGGCUUUAAAAAUGAGAACAUAUCUAAGUGGCAUGCCUGAGUGUAAGCUUGGCCUAAAUGAUAGAAUAUUAUUGGAGGCCCAAGGACGGACAACAAAAGGAAAGGCCAUUGAUUUGGAGGACAUCAAAUUUCAUCAGUGUGUACGUUUGGCUCGAUUUGAAAAUGAUCGGACUAUAUCAUUUAUACCACCUGAUGGGGCUUUUGAUCUCAUGACAUAUAGACUCAGCACUCAGGUAAAGCCUCUGAUUUGGGUGGAAGCUCAAGUUGAAAAGCAUUCGAGAAGUCGUGUUGAGAUAAUGGUAAAGGCUAGGAGCCAGUUCAAGGAGCGUAGCACUGCAACGAAUGUUGAGAUUGAGUUGCCUGUGCCAGUUGAUGCUUCCAAUCCUAAUAUCCGGACGUCAAUGGGGUCUGCAUCAUAUGCACCUGAAAAUGAUGCAUUAUUGUGGAAAAUUAAAUCUUUUUCUGGUGGAAAGGAGUACAUGUUGAGGGCAGAGUUCAGUCUUUCCAGUAUAACUGCUGAAGAAGCAACUCCUGAGAGAAAAGCUCCUAUACGUGUGAAAUUUGAAAUACCAUAUUUUACUGUUUCAGGAAUACAGGUUCGAUACCUGAAGAUUAUUGAGAAAAGUGGUUAUCAGGCUCUCCCAUGGGUGAGAUACAUAACAAUGGCUGGCGAGUAUGAGCUUAGGCUUAUCUAGAGGAGCUCCAUCAGAAGGGCUCUAUCAAGAUGCAUUUCCAAUAUCUUUGAGGUUACCAAUCUGUAAUGUUGAAUUUUUUAGGACAAAACUGGUGGAAAAACAGGGAGCCAUGGGAAGUUGGUUGUGCUAGUCAAAUGGCUGAUUAAGCUUUACCACCUUAUUCUUUUUGGCCGUUACUUUCUGUAUGUGCAUCAUUAUUGUAUUAUUUAGUGUUUUUGGAAGAGUUGAAACAGUUUUUUUUUUG